Molecule: messenger RNA, 2867 nt
Organism: Arachis ipaensis
Lineage: Eukaryota; Viridiplantae; Streptophyta; Magnoliopsida; Fabales; Fabaceae
Source: RefSeq, a predicted model, not a curated record
CGGGUCAGCAAGGAUAUAGUACUCGAAGGUCGGUGAGGUUGCUUGAGAAGAACCUGUCCAACAUGAGCUUGAUGGAUGCUGAAGACAAUGGACUUGAAAAGGUUGAUGAUGUUUCUGAAGAAAUCAUUAGUGUGUCUCAGCAAAUUGAAGACUCUGCAGAUACCGAAGAGGUGUCUGAUGCAGGGGCUAGUUUGAAGACUGUGACUGACGUGGUUUCAGGAGAAACUAAUGAACAAGAGGUCUGCUCUAUGGAAAUGAAAACUGAAUCUGAAUACCACCAAGUCAAUGAUUUGGGUUCAGAAGUGCAAGCAGUUUCUGUGGAAGAAAUUGAUGUUGAGCCUUUGCUGGAGGCUGAAUCAGAAGACAAGGGGUCAAGUUUGAAAGCUGAUUCCGUGCCACGUGAAACAAAUGUGAAGUUGGAAGGAAGUUGUGAAACACUGGAAGAUUCGAAUAAAGGGGACCAAGCAAUAGAGGAGAAUGAUGUGCACGGAGGCGAUGAAGGAUCUGAGUUAUCUGAAAUAGAGGAUGAUGACAAAUCUGAAGAUGAAAAGGACUCAGCAAGUUCUGAUGCAGUUAUUGAACUGAAUUCAUCCAAUGUUUGUUCUUCUGAUGAGCCCCAAGAAGAAGAUUGUGAAGUCAAAUUGCACCAUUCUGAAGAAUUAUCAUCAGAAGUUGGUGAGAAUCUAGAAGAAGAAUCUGAAAUCAAAUUGGAGAACUGUGAAGAAUCCAUGGAAGAGGGAUUGGAAAAGAUCAAUGCAUCUGACCUCUUCGAUGUGCCUUCUGCUCAAGCCUCAGAAAAUCUAACUGUUAUUGAUAAUUCUGAGCUCUUGGAAAAAUCCUCCACCAUGGAGGAAGAGAAAUUAAUUGAUGGUGCUUCUGAUGUUAUCGGUGCAUCAUCUGCUGAAGAAUCCAAGACAGAGGUUGAGGAAAUGGAUAGUAAUGCUUCAGAAGAGGAUUAUGCAAAUCCAAAUUCUGAGAACUCUUCUGAUGUUACUGAGAAAAGCAACAGUCUUGAAGAUAUCACUCUUCAAAAUCACCAAGGAAAAUUAGAAGAAACAUCUGAGGAUUUAGAAGAAAAGGAUGCAAGUGCUGCUCAGAUCUGCAUUGAAUCCUCCGCAGAUGUUAACCAUGUUACUCUUGAAUCAUCAUUGAUCCAUUUAGCUGUACGAGAAGCAGAAGAACAAAAGGAUGAAUCUGAUCAAUUGAAAGGUAAUGACCAACAUGAAGAUUCUAAUGAUGAUGCAGCUGCAGAAGAAAUUGCAACACAUGAUGAUUCAUUAUCUCUGCCGAUUCUCAAUCCCGAAAAGCUAGUUGAAGAUGAUCUCUCAUCAGAAGUUGUCAUUUCAGAUAAAGAACAACAUCAUGCAGUCGCAGAAGAAGUUGCAACUGAUGAUGCUUCACUCUCUCUGCUGAGUUUCAAUUGUGACACAGCUGUUGAAGUUGAUGUUUCAUCAGUUGCAGAUAAAGAACAACAUGAAGAAUCUAAUGUUCAUGCAGUCGCAGAAGAAGUUCCCACUGACGAUGCUUCACUCUCUGUGCUAAGUUUCAAUUGUGACACAGCUGUUGAAGGUGAUGUUUCUUCAGUUGUCGUCAUUGCAGAUAAAGAACAACAUGAAGAUUCUAAUGUUCAUGCAGUCGCAGAAGAAGUUGCCACUGAUGAUGCUUCACUCUCUGUUGUGAGUUUCAAUUGUGACACAGCUGUUGAAGGUGAUGUUUCAUCAGUUGCCAUUGCAGAUAAAGAACAACAUGAAGAAUCUAAUGUUCAUGCAAUCGCAGAAGAAGUUGCAACUGAUGAUGCUUCACUCUCUCUGCUGAGUUUCAAUUGUGACACAGCUGUUGAAGGUGAUUCAUCAGUUGCCAUUGCAGAUAAAGAACAACAUGAAGAAUCUAAUGUUCAAGCAGUCGCAGAAGAAGUUCCCACUGAUGAUGCUUCACUCUCUCUGCUGAGUUCCAAUUGUGACACAGCUGUUGAAGGUGAUGUUUCAUCAGUUGUCAUUGAUGAUGCUUCACUCUCUGUGCUGAGUUUCAAUUGUGACACAGCUGUUGAAGGUGAUAUUUCAUCAGUUGUCAUUGCAGAUAAAGAACAACAUGAAGAAUCUAAUUUUCAUGCAGUUGCAGAAGAAGUUUUCAUUGAAGAUAAAGAACAAAAUGAAGAACCUAAUGAUGAUUCAGCUGCAAAAGAAACAGCUAUGGAUGCUUCAAUGCAUAUGCCGAGUUUCAACUCCAACACGCUGGUGAAAGCUUGUAAUAAUACUCCAAUACAAUCUGUUGUUGUUGAACAAUCACAGGAAGAAACAAAGGGUGUUGCAAAUGAGAUUCAAACAGUGGACAGUGCUGUUGGUAUGAAGGAGAACCGAACCGAUGAUUUGCAUCAAAAGAGUGUGAAGGAGAACCGAACCGAUGAUUUGCAUCAAAAGAGUGUGAGAGAACUAAGGAAGAUGUUAAAGAAGUUGGGGCUGAAUAAUAAUAAUGCUGCUGGGAAGGAAGUGGAGAGGAAAAGAACUGCACUGCAGGUGCUGCCAGAGAACCAGAAUACUCCAAAGGCUAAGUGAUUGGCUUGAACAAAUUGUUUACCACAAGAGUUUUAUAUGGACGUUGGCUUGAACAAAUUGUUUACCACAAGAGUUUAUAUGCACGUUUUAUGUAGUUUAGGAAGCAGUUUGAAUGUCCAAAUAAUAUUUGCUUAGAUAGUUGGAUACAACAUACAAGGGGAGGGUCCAAACUUUUGGUUUUGACCCUCAUAUGCACUAUAUUUUGCUUUUCUCAGUCAAGUUGCAGAUUUUUAUUGCAAUUUCUGUUAGAUAUUAUGUUUUUCUUAUUAUCAUUUUAAUGGAAUAUUUCUGUCUAGUAUCUAUGACACCUGUUUA